AAGAGAAACAAAGCCACGUCGUCGGGGUGUUAGGAUGUUUUUUACCGGCUCAGUACGUCAGCGGAGCAGCGGAGCGGAAUCCCGUUGCAGCCGUGGAGUCCAAUGUUAAACUCUGGAGUAGACACUCCAUGUGAAGGGGAGACAGACGGAGAAAGACAGACAGAUGCCAUGUCUGCCAGUACAACCAGCAAACCCAGUCAGCAGGAGAGGAAAGGCAGCUUCUUCAAGCUCAUUGACUCAUUUGCGUUGGAGAUUGGGACUCUGAAGAAGGAGCUGGUGAAGAAGACGAAGCCGGUGGACAAACACCGGGAGACAGACAGACUCCUCGGGCUCGACAGAGAGGUGGGUGGUCUCUUCCUGCCCGCUUCCCCCUGUAGUGCCAUGGGGGUGGGGCUGGCGGGAGCGAGGGACUCAGGCUACGACUCUCUGCACCGGCGGAUGAGCGUUUUGGACAGACUGGUUCAGACCCACUCUGUGUGGCUGCUGCUGGGUUUAAACCACCAGGAUGCCGGACGCAUUCUGCAGAGCCAGCCCAUCGGGUCGUUUGUGGUGAGGAAGUCCGCCAGCUUGCAGAGGAAGGUCAUCUCUCUGCGCGUGGAUGGAGACUCGGCUUCCCGUGUCAAAGACUUCCCCGUCAAGGAGAGUCAAUACACUUUCUCCCUGGAGGGAUCUGGCCUGAGCUUUGCAGACCUGUUCCGUCUGGUGGCUUUCUGUUGCAUCAGCAGGGAUGUGUUGCCGUUCACGCUGAAGCUUCCAAAAGCCAUCGCUUCAGCUAAAACAUCUGCUGAUCUGGAAGAGGUCACCAAACUUGGAGCAGGCUUCUGGGAAUCUGAGCUCUGCCACACUGGGAAGGACUUGGUCUACUGGUUGUCAGGGACGACGACUCCCAGCAGACCACCCCCACCCAUCCCGAAACCAGUCUCCACAGAAACCACCCUGAUAACCACCCCAGUAACAACCUCGGAGCGCCCGCGGCUAAGAACUCGCACCCCUUCGGAGCUCGAGUGCUGUCAGUCCAACGGUGCUCUUUGCUUCAUCAACCCGCUCUUCAUCAAAGUCCACCAAUCAGAGGAGGACACUGGCAGCCCCCUGUGCACCAACACUGCCACCACCGCCGCCGGCCUGGCUGAGCAGCUCCUGAGGGAGAACCAGGACCAAACAGAAACAACCAGCAAGGAGUCUCUGCACAGAGACGAAGGCUCUCCUGGGAGCCACUCCGGUGCUACCAACCGCCCACGGAGCGACGCCAUCCCGGUCAGCAGUGCACACAGGUCAAACCGCACUCCUCCCCCUCGCCCGCCGCCUCCCCACCGCACCCCGCGCCGCGCUGGGCUCCCUCACCAACCACGCAGCAUGCCUGAGAAGAUCUCCUGGAUAAACCUCCCCAAGGAGAAGGCGGGGGAGAAGGAGAAGGGCAGCAGCUUCCUCUUUCGCCUGGGCUCCUCCCUAAGCAUCAGCCCUUCCUCCUCCUCCUCCUCCUCUCCUCACAAGAGGCUCAGCAUCAGCGCACCCAUCUCCAUCCCCCGCCCCUCCCUUCCGCUCUCUCUCAGCUCGCUCUCCUCCCCUUCCUCCUCCUCGUCUCCACACCGGGCCAAAGUCUCGCCAUCAUCCAGCGAAAUGGAGGACGCACACUGCCACCUGGCACUGGAGGAGCAGACCAUCGAGAGGGCGCUCAGCCGUGUCCAACUGACCCGGCAGAACGCCAUCUCGCCCGGCACGCCGGCCUCCUGCAGUCUGCCAGAGCCCUCUGCCAUAAGGAAGGAGGGAGAGGAAGAGGAAGAGAGAGGCGAGGAGGGAGGUAAUGGGAGCCAGCGGCUGAGCAACAUGAGUCUCUCCACUGACUCCUCUGACUCGCUGGACUUCUCCCACUCUUCUUCCUCCUUCUUCCUACCGCCUCUGCACGACCCCAGCCCGCCUACCGCUGCUGACUACGCCGCGCACCUCCCGCUCUCCCUCCCGCCAUCGCACCUCCCCUACAGCAGCAUGGAGGAGGAUGAGGAAGAGGAGGAUGAGGAGGAGGAUGAAGAGGAGCAGGACUGUGGUGUCGGUCUUGAGAGCGACCAGGACCAGGACGUUACCAUGGUGCCACCGGGACGUGGCAGAAAGCGGCGUGCAAGCGCAGGAGCCCUGGUCCUCCAGCGGGCCCUGCAGGGCCACCUGAGGAAGAUGAGUGGCGUCUUCAAUUCGCUGCUGACACCAGAGAAGAGGGCGGUCCGCCGCGUGGUGGAGCUCUCCAGGGACAAAGGCUCCUACUUCGGCUGUCUGGUGCAGGACUACCUGAGCUACAUGAGGGAGGGCUCGGGGGCCCAGGCCUGGCAGGGCCACGCCUCGGGGCCCGAACUGCUGCAGACGCUGCGCCAGUUCAUAACCCAGAUGAAGAGUUACCUGCAGCAGAGCUCUGACCUGGAGCCGCCCAUCGAGAGCCUCAUCCCAGAGGAACAGAUUGACCAAGUCCUGGAGAAGGCCAUGCACAAGUGUGUCCUGAAGCCGCUGAAAGGAGUGGUCAGCGCCGCCCUCAAGGAGUUCCAGGUGCGCAGUGGGGCGUGGCAGGAGCUGAAGGAGAACCUCUCAUUGGCCAAGGCCCGGCCACCACAGGAAAUGGGCGUGGCCGACGCGCUGCCCCCUGACCCUGUGGCCAUAGAGAAGAUCAAGCACAAAUUUCACAUCAUGUGUAAGCUUUACUCUCCAGAGAAAAAAGUCGCCAUGCUGCUGAGAGUCUGUAAACUCAUCUACACCAUCAUGGAGGACAACUCGGGUCGACUGUACGGCGCCGAUGACUUCCUGCCCAUGCUGACGUACGUGUUGGCACAGUGCGACAUGCCACAGCUGGACAACGAGAUCCUAUACAUGAUGGAGCUGCUCGACCCCUCCAUGCUUCAUGGAGAAGGUGGUUAUUACCUGACCAGUGCCUAUGGAGCCAUGUCCCUGAUCCGAAACAUGCAGGAGGAGCAGGCGGCCCGAGUGCUGAGCUCCGAGACCAGAGACACUCUCCACCAAUGGCACCGCCGCCGCACCUCCCAGCGCUCCGCCCCGACUGUCGACGACUUCCAGAACUACCUGCGAGUGGCUCUGCAGGAGUUGGACAGCGGCUGUACCGCCAAAACCCUGCAGGUACGCCCGUACGCCACCACCGAGGAAGUGUGCCAGCUCUGCGCCCACAAGUUCAAGGUGUCGGACCCGGAGAACUACAGCCUGUUCCUGCUGACUGAAGGCAGCAGCCAGCAGCUGGCUCCAGACACUCACCCACAGAAAAUCAAAGCUGAGCUCCACAGCCGGCCGCGGGCGGCUCCCUUCCACUUUGUCUUCCGACGCGCGGUGAACAUCGGCGGUGAGACACCGUCGACAACUCCCGCCGAUCCUUUACUCAACCUCAACAACCUCAAGGUGACCCCUGACCCCCGAGCAAACUGCAGCGACCUCAGCAGGGGCCCGUCUGUCUCCAACCUGCAGCCCAGCCUGAGCCCGAGUCUGAGUCUGAGCCUGCCGCCCGGCCACCUCAACGGCAACACCAUAUCAGUCUGACUGCAGCCGGGAGGCUUUAAUGUUUUAAAAAGGAAAGAGCUGGCCUCUAUCAGGUCCUCAGCGGGCAACAACCCUGAAUCGUGCAUGUCUCCACAAAGCCUUACUUCUCCUUUUGGGGGACAGUCUUGUCUCAAUCAGCGUUUCCUUGCUGGAAAGAGGAAAAGACGGAAGUAAAGGAGGAAAUGUUACAGAUGGAGUUGUUUUCUUUGUGUUUUUGUGAAACUCUGGUACUGUUUGUGACCUCUGGUGAGGUUUGUACAGCGUUCGCACUCCAGAAUACAUCCGGUCGAGACACACCGCUCACAUCAACAUCGAAACACAGAGGACGUAGUGGUGUCAAGAGGACGUUUCUGCUUACUGUACGUUAGCGCUGACGCUCUGUGCGCUUAUUUGGGAUCAGUUAUCAUUCCCUUUACAAGUGUGAAACCCAUAGGACUAAUCGUAGAUCCAUCAGCGUUGCGAUAGUACAGAUAGUUUAUUUAGGUGAUAGGAACGAUGAAAUACUGGCUGCAGUUGCUGGUAAACUGCAUCUGACACAAUUUUUUAUUUCUGAAAAACAAAAUAUUAUAUUAAUGCAUGUUUUCUUACUUAAAGUGUAAUGUUAGAAAAAGGCCUCUCUGCCAGUGUUGAGAAAUGGUCAUUUUGUUGAGGAUUAUCCAGGAGAUAUGAGAUCUAAUGUUGUUAUAAUUACUUGUACAUAUUGCUAAAUAGAGCGAGGAAGUCGCCCCAUUUCUGACACGAUCACAGCUAAGAAAACAGACCCGAAUGUCGGUCUUCUCGAGUCAUUUCUACUACUGACAGACACGAUAGGUUGUUGUACUGAUGAAAACUGUUAUCCUGAUGACAAUGUAAAAGAAAAGAAGAAGCUUUUAUUCUGAAAGGCUUGUGUGACCUUUAAGCUGGUCUGAGGUUGCACACGAUAACGCCUUUGCUGUGUUCGCAGUUUGGCUCUCGUUAGGUGGUAAUUUGAAAAGAAAAAAGGAAAGUAAGUGAAGAUAUGAUGAGGGGGUGACAGAAGUUCUGAAUUUUAAAAUGCUUUCAGGGUUCAGUUGACCCGCGACCCUGAGAGCAGGAUAAGCGGUUUGGAUAAUGGAUGGAUGGAUGGUUCAAUUGAAACAUUGUUUUAUUACUGCUAAGGUUUGAAUCUGAACAGCAAUUAGCUCCUUAUGAGCGCCUGAUGACAUGAUAUGCAAAUGACGUCGGUGUGGUUUGUGCAAGGAAAGAGGAGCCGGGACCGACAGGAAAACAGGAGCUGAUGGAGAUGAGCAACUGACACAAUGUACCACCCUGUAUUUUUAGACAGAACCACGUUUUUGGGGGACUAAAUGAAUAUUUCUAGGUUUUCAUCUCAGUUUUAAAAGUACCUGUACCGCCAAUAAUUGUAAACCAUGCUAUUUUGAUUAUGCAAAACGAGUAUUUAUAAUAUGUAUCUGUGCGGGGAUUUUUCACAGAUGGCUUCAGUCUCUCGAACAGUCAGCAUCAUAAUUGCAUCCAGGAGACAAGUUUUCCUCUUCUAUAGUUGUCUGUCAUUUAUAUCAUAAAUAUUCUUUUGCACUCAAUAAAUUUUGGCAAUGAAAAACA
Molecule: messenger RNA, 5103 nt
Organism: Lampris incognitus (smalleye Pacific opah)
Lineage: Eukaryota; Metazoa; Chordata; Actinopteri; Lampriformes; Lampridae
Gene: rin2a
Product: Ras and Rab interactor 2a
Exons: 12
Coding region: 103-3522 (1139 amino acids)
Biological process (GO): signal transduction; vesicle-mediated transport
Cellular component (GO): endocytic vesicle; cytosol
Molecular function (GO): small GTPase binding; guanyl-nucleotide exchange factor activity
Source: RefSeq, a predicted model, not a curated record